AUGAUACAAGAAUAUUCUAGUCCAAGUGUUACAGAUUUGGAGACUCAAAAUAAUACUGAAAAUUAAUUGAUUACAAGGAAUUAACUAAGCAAACUAUCAUUUGAGAACUUAAGCGAAAAAGAAAAAUUUGCAUCAUUUUACAAACAAGAAAUUCUCAAAGGUGUUACAGGAAAUGCUAUUCCAGGAGAAACUUUGUUUAUUAUGGGAUCUUCUGGCGCUGGUAAAACUACACUACUUAAUAUUCUGAGUGAUAGAGUUUCCUUAAAAUCUACAUCCAAACUAAGCGGUAAAGUCCUUAUAAACGGGUGUACAAAUUUGAAUCAAAGGACAUUUGGGAAUAUUGGAGCAUAUGUAAUGCAAGAUGAUAUUUUAUUUCCACAUUUUACCCCUCGUUAAGCUUUGACUUUUGCUGCAAGAUUAAAAUUGAACAAUCUCUCAGAAGAUGACUAAGAUUUAAGAGUUGAGUCUUUAAUAUUAGAGUUAGGCUUAAAACAAUGUGCUGACUCAAUGAUAGGUAGCUCAAAAAGGAAGAUAUUGUCUGGAGGAGAAAAAAAGAGAGUGUCUAUUGGUAUAGAAUUGAUAACUGAUCCAAAAUUAUUACUAUUAGAUGAACCUACAUCUGUGAUAGCAACCAUUCAUUAGCCAGGAUCUUAAGCUUUUUCUAACUUUGACCGUUUAUUUUUAAUGUGCGAUGGCUUUGUAGUAUUUUAAGGUAAAGCUAGUGAAGUUUCUUAAUAUUUCAGUAAAAUUGGAUUUAAUUGCCCUCGCUAUUCUAACCCAGCUGAUUUUAUAAUUAAUACCACUUCAAUUGACUACCCAAAAAGAGUUAACGAUGAAAAAAAGAUAUCAUAUCUUGUGCUUAAAUACAAAGAAGUAAUCCCAGAUGUAAUAGAUCAUGAUUUAAAUUCAUACAAUAUUCUUGCAUUUUAAGGAGAGAGACCCGUAUUUUUAAGAGAAUCUGCCAAUAAAAUGUAUGGAGUAUUUCCUUAUUAUAUUGCAAAGACUAUUGUGGAAAUCCCAGUGCUUAUAUUUCAGCCAAUGAUAUGGUCACUUAUAGUUUACUUUGGAGUAGGAUUGACAGUAACUGUCAAAUAAUUCUGGUAUCACUAUCUAGUAUUAGUUCUUCUUUCACUAAGUUCCAGUUCAUUCGGAUUAUUUAUAUCUAGUUUGUUUGAAAGUGAGGAAACGGCAGUUACAGUAGCUCCAGUUAUCCUUAUGCCAUUCAUACUGUUUAGUGGUUAUUUUUCUAAUGCUAGUUCUUAUCCUAAGUGGAUUGGAUGGAUUUAAUACAUUUCCCCAGUGAGAUAUUCGUUAGAGGCUUUUGUAAUAAAUGAAUUUGAGAGUCGAGAUUACAAAGAUACAGACAUUAAAAUUAUUGAUUUUCUUAGUUAUGAUAUUGGUUUUACUAGUUGUCUUUUGAGUUUAUUCACUCUGGGAAUAGCAUUUAGAAUUUUGACUGGAUUAGUAUUAAAAUACUUUGUAAGAAAAUUUUAAUGA
Messenger RNA from Stylonychia lemnae, 1497 nucleotides. NCBI's taxonomy places the organism in Eukaryota, Ciliophora, Spirotrichea, Sporadotrichida, Oxytrichidae. The record is from the annotation of a GenBank genome assembly.